GUGGAAAUGAGAUCAGUAGGCUGUCGCUAACUUCAAUUUACGUGUUAGCCUUCAGUGACACCUAACCCAAAGGUGUAAAAGAGAUGAAGGGUGUCUUUGCAACAUGCGUGCUUCUCAGUCCGCUGUGAAAAAUGGAGCCAGUCGCAGGACUAACAAAACCAAACCCAGUCGAGGAGCUGUAGGUCAGACCUCUGAGUCCUGCAAGAAGUCCAAGCAUGUAGGUGAAAAGGAUGCUUGUCCAUCUAGACAUGGAAAAAGCAGAGAGAGGACUUACAGCAUGCAAGCAGCUCCUGAGAAAGAAGCUAAGACUUUAAAUCAAGAUAGCCGCCUGUGCAAGCAGCGUCCAGAGGAGAUGUCGGCAGCAGACGAUGAUAACGGUGAAGAAGAUCUUUACAGGGCUGCAGAGGAAAUAGAACAGGAAAGACAGGAGAAGCAGCUGUCCAAUGCAGCUUCAGUGUCUAAUUUUGAGGACCAGACUAGCGUGUCGGCUUCUGAGGGUCUGCUCUCUUACAGUCACAGGGAGUGGAAAGGAAACACAGCAAAAAGUCACCUAAUCAGAAAGGGGUAUGAAGCAGUAGCUCAAAAAUUUGAGGCACUGCGCAUAGUACGAGGUGACAACUACUGCGCUCUGAGGGCAGCCCUUUUUCAGCUUUUCAACCAGUCUAACAAACUCAGUAACUGGCUGCAAGAUGCUGAAAUAGUUGAGCUGCAGUGUGUGCAAGAUUUACUGGAAGACUGGCGAUUUCCUUUUCAGAGAAGGGAUGAUGGAGGAGCGGUGAAACAGCUGGAAUAUUGUCUCAAGUUUCUGGAAGCCAGGUGGCAGAAGGCGGUGCAGUGUGAGAGUCCGGAGCAGAGGGAAUGUUUUUGCCAGGAACUGUUUGUUGGGGGCCGAGAAGAAUAUGAGCUGCUGGAGGCCUUGAAGUUCUUGAUGCUGAAGACGGUCAUUCAGCUGCACUCCGACAUGAAGAAGGGCUCCAAUGUACCUGAGUUCUGCUGGCUUCUUUUUGCUCGGGACACCUCGAAAUGUCCCAGGAGCUUUCUCACUAAUCAUCUCAGACAUGUGGGCUUCAGCGGAGGUCUGGAACAGGUGGAGAUGUUUCUGCUCGGCUACUCCCUGCAGCAUACGCUUCGGGUCUUUCGGCUCUACAAGACGGACACCGAAGAGUUCAUCACUUACUACCCAGAUGACAUGACAAAGUGGCCCUGUCUUAGCCUGGUCACAGAGGACGAUCGACACUAUAACGUGCCAGUUUCUAAACAGGUCAAACUACAAUCAACAAAACAUGACCGGUCAAUCAAGCCUACAUGGAACCUGCCCAAGGGUGGAACAGGAAAAACUACACGUCUAUAGAUUUUAUGACUAUAGAGAAAAUCUGAAGAAAGUCACAGAUACUUUCCAAAGAUAUCUGGAAACUUCAUUAUGUCAUAUUAUUUUUCAUCCACAAUCCUUCCAACCUUUUUAUGGUUGAUUGACUUUUUUUACAUAGAAUUUAUCAUUGGUUGUGGUAAGGAGUCUUUUUGUCUGUAGUGAAAAUGACAAAUGAGCCAAUCAACAUAUGAUUGACAGAUGCGCAGAUGUUUUGAAAUCUCAGAUUUUAGCUGAACCCCCAGCCCUUCUCCUUACCAGUCAUUAUCCAUUGCUCGUCUCCUGGUGCGCUGGUGCAGGUUGUCUGCUUUUGUCACGGAAAAUGGAGAGUGUUUUUCAUUUUUAACGUGAACCGAAAUCUAUUCAGAUAUUAUCAGCCUGAUUAGACUCAGAGAUCAGACUUGUGUACAGGCUAACAUGAUAAGUUAAGGUAUUUGAUUGGGAUGCAACUGAAAGUGUCCAUUUUUGGGCAAAAAAAGGGAAAAAUGAAUAUGCCUACAAUGACACAUUGAAUGUCAUUGGUAAGGGAUGUCUCUGUACCAGUAAUCAGAGUAUGGGCACAAAGCCAUGCUUAUUACUUAGCCAUUCUGUCAUACCAACAAUCAAUACUAGUUAAUGUAACACGAUGUGGAGCUAGGUUACGAUUUGUGAUAAUAUACAGCCAAUAUAAAUUGACUGUGUAUGUAUUUAACUAAUAAUUAUGGUGAAAAUACUUUUUCUGCUUAUUGUAUUGUCCAGGGUUUAAACAAGCAAGCUAGAUUUUUCCCUCUUACCUGACCUUAUAUAAGAAGUUACCAUCUUUCAGCUUGUUGCUCAGCUCUCUGGGGGGUGUAGCUCUGCAAUGGCUCAUUUACAUAGAUGCUGAAACAGCACAUUCAGAAGAGGAGUGACAUUUAAUUUUAGUAGGAGUUUGAGAUAUUUCAAAAAUGGAUUCUCAGAGAGCAUUAACAGACACACUUUGUUAGCUGUGAGACUUUUAAAGCAUUUUAAACAUAAAUGAAGUUGAAGAAUGCACAAAACAUUUAAAUAAGCAGAACAGGCACAGUGAUGAUUAAUACCAAUAUAUAAUAAUGAAUUCUCACCAGACCUCAAGAAGUUUUUUUUUCUUUUGCACCAAGCUUUUAAAAAAUAUUAUUUAAUUGAUUAAUUAAGUAAACAUAUAAUUUGUGUCUUGCAGAAACUGAAAAUGUACCUAUCCUUAACUGAAAACUAAAUGCUGAAAUUUUGAAGAUGAAUUCAAUUCAGUGCACUAUUGCCCUUUCCUCUGUCAGUAGCUCAUAUGGAAAUGCACUUAGAAGUUCACUCUCCACCCUUCUACCCCUCUUAUCAUAAAGCACCUGUAUAUACAUUUGCUUCAGAUUUUACUUUAUGCAAGUGAUUUGUUUAAAGACUUUAUUGAAAAUGUAUUGUUUUUACAUUUCCAAAUCUCUGCGCUUUUUUCGGUUUUCUUUCUUUUUAUAUAUUUAUUUAUUUAGAAAUACAAAACAAAUUAUCUUGUUUGCACAGGUUAAGCAAUGCUAUAAUUGAAUGCUAAUGCAAAAUUCAGGGAUUAUUGUACAUAUAAUUUGGAGAAUUGUACAAAAUAUAUUUGGAGGAGAUGGGAUUUAAAUUAGAAAUGUUUGCUUGUAUAAUUGUUUGUAUGAUUUCUAUAUAUGAAAUGGUUAAGAUGUAAUUUUUCAAAAUGCCAUCUAUUUAAUUUUUUUAUGCAGUUUAAGUUUGUUAAGAACAAUUGCAUUGUUACAUACGUUCUUGCUCAAGAUAACAUGCUUUAAGAAACUAAAUCAUACAAGAAAAUUUUCUUUUUUUGUGUGUCUGAGUGUGUAUACAGCGCCCUCCACAAUUAUUGGCGCCCCUGGAUAAAAUGUGCUCCUAGGCGUCUAAUAAAUCUUUUUUUUUAUUAUUGCAACAGCAUCCUAAAAAAAAAAACAGCUACUAAGGUAAAAAAUUUUGUAGAGAGGUGGACUUUUGAGAGGCUUAAGAGUGUCUAUAGCAGAGGACAAAAUAGCAGAAAGAAGAAAUAUUCUCCAAACACUGAAUGUAAAACUAAAAGUAAACACUGCUCUUCUGUCCAAUUUGGUUUUCUUGUUCUUUUACUCCUUUUCAUCUCUCUUGGAUUGUUGGCUACAUACCAUCCAAAAGUGCAACCUAAAUAGACUGUCCUGCAAUCAUAUGAAUUGGUAAAAGUUGAGCCAUUUUGC
Messenger RNA from Clarias gariepinus (North African catfish), 3564 nucleotides. It is a transcript of the gene otulinb, whose product is annotated as OTU deubiquitinase with linear linkage specificity b. The record is from RefSeq and is a predicted model, not a curated record. Gene Ontology annotation, cellular component: cytoplasm. Gene Ontology annotation, molecular function: cysteine-type deubiquitinase activity. NCBI's taxonomy places the organism in Eukaryota, Metazoa, Chordata, Actinopteri, Siluriformes, Clariidae. Bases 104 to 1351 code for a protein of 415 amino acids. Gene Ontology annotation, biological process: protein linear deubiquitination. The transcript is spliced from 9 exons.